This is a messenger RNA of Paramecium sonneborni, 3429 nucleotides long. The record is from the annotation of a GenBank genome assembly. NCBI's taxonomy places the organism in Eukaryota, Ciliophora, Oligohymenophorea, Peniculida, Parameciidae.
AUGGACCCUAACUAAACAAAUGAUUAGUUUAAAAAUGGACGGAAAGGACAGAGAAUACCUUAAACAUUAUUAUCACCUAAAGGAUAAAAAGUAACUUCAAAUGAAUCACUUUACAAAUCAACAUUAUAAAACUUUUAUAAAUAAACGAAACCUUCAGCUUCCUCAGAGUAGUUUUAAGGGUAUAAAGUCUCUGUUUAAAUAUCUAAAGAAAAAUCUUUUGAUGAAAAUUAUAAGGAGAAAUUUGUAGAUUUCAUCAAUAAAUUUCAUUCUAACGGACAUUUUGAUUUAUCUGUGUUUCUUCCUCAUAUGCUAAGUGAAUAAUAAAUUUAAGAUUUCAAAUAGAAAUAUCAAGACUUAGAUUUUUAGAUAGAAAAAAUUAAUUUUGAUGAAGGAGAUUUUUAGUUUUACCAAAGAGUUUAUUAAUUUAAAGGAUAAGAUAAUCCAAAAAUUUUACCUAGAAUUUAAAUGUUAAUUUUCGAUCAUUUUAUUUUUGAUAAAUUAAAAAAAUAAACCAAAGAGAAAGGCUUUAAUUUCAAUACUGAUUAUCAUACAGCUUAAUGCUCAGUAACUACUCCUAAUACUACUUUUAAUGACCCAAAAGAAUCAAUGAAAUAUUUUACUAAUAACAUUUUAAAUGUUCUGAACAAUUAUGAUAUACUCGAAAUUUCAACUAAAUCACAAUAAGAAUGUUUGACUAAAAAUAAAUUGAUUACGUCUCUAAAAUAAAAACUAGAAACAGAUUUAGACACUAAAAUUGAACUAGUUUAAAUAAAUUUAUCAAAAAUAAAAUUGGAUGAUUACUUGAAUAAUUGGAUGAAAGAAGAGUUAAAGAAUGAUAGACUUUAUGUGAUUAUUGAGAAAGAUUAGUCUGAUUUAUAAACAAUGAACGCGAAACUCAAUAAAUUUAUCAAAGAAAAUAUUAAAGAAAAAAUUCAUGAAUUUACUAUUGAAAUUGAGGAAGUUCCUGAUUAAGAAGAACUUAAUGAAAAAUUAGAAAAGCUUAAAUAAAAAUAUAGCUCAGUAAGUAUAUAAAAAGAUGACCCAAAAUAAAAAAGUCCAAAUAAAUUUCUUGUUGAUUUCUGGCUUACAACAUGGCAUAAAUCCACAACCAAUCCAUAAGAUGACUUUGAAGAAAUAAAAAAUCGGUUACAUUAAAUAUAUAAACCCUUUUUAAAAAUAAAAUUUAAAGAUUAAGAACAAAUUUCUAUUUGGAAAGAUUUUUUGAAAGAUUAGCUUCCUCGUGAAUAAGCAUAAUAUAUAAGUGAUGACUAAUCAUUGCAACAUAGUCAAUAUGAAAUCUCAAAUUUUGGUUGCUAUGCGAUUAAAAUAUCAACAAAAUUUUAAGAUAAUGAAAGGUUAAGAUAAUAAAUAAAUUAAUAAUUAGAAUAAUUAACGAUGUAGAAUUUAAAAAUAAAUAUUGAAUCUACAGUUUUGAGUUAACCUUUAAAAGAUUAAAAAUGUGAUUCAAAAGAACUUUAAAAAUUGUUUAAUAUUAACCCUCAAAAUUUAAAUGAAAAAAUACUUUAAAUUAUAUUAGUAGAAAAUAAUUAUUAAGCAUUGACAUUUCAAGUAAUAUAUUAAAAAAAAUUUCAAAAGAAAGAUAUAGAAGAACAAAUAAAAACUAAAUUUAUAAAUCAAUUGCAAGUAAUAGAUAUUGAUUUUAGAUUUGAUUCAAUCUACAAAAAGGAAUUUCAAUAACAAUUAACAAAUGGAGAAAUAGUAGUAUUGCCGAGUUAUGGGAUAGCUAAAUAUCUUUUGUGCAAUAAAUUAUAAUUUGAUCAUUUAUAUCAGAUUUUAAAAUCAAUUAAAAAAAAUAUAUAAGAAGAAACAAUUUCGAUUAAAUUAAAGAUUGAAAAUAAUUAAUUAGGAAAUGAAUUAAAAAAUAAAUUGAAUGAAUCCACAUUCAUCAAUUCAACAUAUUAAUAAGAAAACUGUUUAUUAGAAAUAGGAUUACUGAAACAUUAUUUUGAAAAAGUGAAUGAAAUUAUAAAGGAGUUUAUAAAAAAAUAUGAAAAAAAAAAAAGUCUUCUAGAUGAUAAAUUUACUUUAAAAUAUUUAAAUGAGGAAUCUCAAGAGGUAAGAGCUCUGGAAAAAUCUGAAAAAAUAAUUAUCAAUUUUCAAAGAUUAAAAACUUUUGAGCCUAAUUAUUCUGUAAAAAGCUGCUUAUGUUUUGAAAAUAAGAGAGUAAAUUUGGUUUAAGGUAAAAUUUCUGAAAUAUAAUGUGAGGCGAUUGUUUUAUAAUUCUUAAAAAGUUUUGAUUACUCUAAUGUAAAUUUUUAAAAUGAUUAAAUCAAAAAUAUAUUAAUGUAGGCAGAUAAAAAAGAGGACUUAGAGAAUCGUUGGAAAAAGUAAAUGGAUUUAGGAAAUGAACUUAAAGAAGAUGUCAUUUAUUAUCCUUUAUCAUAAAAUUUGGAAGUGAGACAUUUGUUUUAAAUUUACCCAAACUUUUAUGAAAAUGCCAGUUCUUUGAAAAACAAUUUAAAACAUAUUUUAGAUCUUAUUAAAGAGGUUUUUAAGCAAGCGAAAAAUCUAAAAUUAACCUAAAUAGCUUUUCCAUUAAUUGGAGUUGAAUUAUUUGGAUACAAUAUAAAAGCAAUUUAGUAAGUCUUAAUUUAACAAAUUUUACAUGAAUUAUCUUAAAAAGAAUGCACUAUUAGUUAGGUUUUUGUAGUUGAUGAUUGUGAAGAUUAUUUAAAUUCAGUUGACAUAUAUUUUAAGACUUUUUAAGAAUAAAAAAGACCGGAUUCAGGUUUCAGGAAAAGAUAAAAUACUCAAUCAUAAAUUGCUUAAUGGUAAAUAGAAAAAGGAGGUAUGUUAAUUCCUAUUGAAGAGCCUGAAAUUAAUGAUUUAAUAAGCAUAAAAAAUUAAUAAUUGAGGUCUGGAAAAUAAAUAGAUUCUUUUGUUAUUUCAUAUCCAUAUUCAAAAUAUCCAGGCACACAUAUGAUUGAUCCAAAAAAACAAUAAAUUACUGAGAUGCGUUAAUAAAAACAAAUGAGAAUAGAUUUUAUUGAUUUUUUCGAACAAAGGCUUUAUUUUUUCGAUUAUUAGUAGGUAGAACCAGAACUUAAUAAAUAUUUAGUAGUGAGGUAUGAAUAAUCAAAGCAGGAAUAAUUUGAUUUAUUUUACGCACAAGAUGAAAUAAUACCAAAUAAUUAGGAACUUUUUAUUUAAACUAAAAAUUUUAAUAAUAAAAAAAAAAUUAUUUGUUCUGGAAAGCAAACAGAGAGAUAAGAUUGGAUUGAUUAAGAGUUUCCCUUCAUAAAACCUAUAGUUUAUCAAUAAAAUCCAUAAUUUUAAAAGUAACAAUAAGUUAAAUAAUCACUUUUUUAAAUUGAUAUAUAUUCUGAUAGUGAUUAAACUAUUAAUAAGGCACUUUGUGAGAUAAAGAAAAUUAGCAGAAAAAUAAGUAAAAAUAAAAGUUAAAUAUGA